AUAUAUAGUGCUUACAUUGCUUUUCUUUGUUCAAAACUGUGUAUCAAAAAGUAUAUUUUAAACAUAUAAUUUUGAGGAGAGAAUUUAUUUGUGAUUCGUUUUGAAGAUGGGUAAACGCAAAUUUAAUUUUUUGCUGCAGAUACUAUCUACAUUUAUGUUAGUAGUUAAUUGUCAGGAAAAAAGUUUUCAAGAGCUGAUCAGAUAUUUGGAUAGUGGAAUCGACGAUACUGUGAACCCUUGUGAUAAUUUUUACGAUUACGCUUGUGGUAAUUGGGCUCGAAAUAAUCCAAAACCAGAUGGAUUUAAUAUUUGGAACCUAAAUCAAAUUGCAAAGAAUAACAUUAUUUCAAAGAUGAGAAAUAUUUUAGAAAGUGAUAUUUUUGAAGAAAAUGUGCAACUUGCUAUGGAGAGAAAAUAUUACCGAGCCUGUUUGAACGCAGAAGCCACACUAUCUACAGCAAGAAAAUUCAGUAGAGACAUGAUAAUCGAAAGUACAGAAUUAAUGACAAAUUGGCAAGGUGUAGCUGAAUAUUAUGCUAGUAAAUUUGGUUCUAAUUUUCUUUUUCAUAUUGCACUCAAAUCCAGUACAUUACAGAUUCUAAGACCACGUGAAGCAAGAUCAAACAAAAUGAAAAAUGGAAAAUUAUUCGAGAAUCAUAUAAAUAAUUAUUUGAAAACUAUUACUCACACCAGAUUGUUAGAGUAUUCAAGACAAUCAAUUAAUUUUUUUAAUAAGGAAUUUAAAAAAUUUGUAGUAUCUGUAAGACAGCUUGUGUUUUCUCCAAAAUCUGAAUUGAAGAACAUUACUAUUUCAGAAUUGCAAGAAAUUUAUAAUCGUUAUUGCCCUCCAGAAAAUUAUCAUACACAUGUAAAUUGGUAUAAUUUUCUUCAGAAACAUGCUGAGGGUAGUGAAGUAGUAUUUGAAAAUUCAAGUCACAUGAAUAUUGAUAUUGAUUAUUUAGUUAAUUUAUGUGAAAUCAUAAGUCAAACAUCAAGUAUUGUAAUCGUAAGUUACAUGCAGUACAAUUUUCUCUAUGAUGUGCAAGUAGCUUUUUAUCUUAGCACUAAUAAAAAUCAUCUGGAUUAUAAUAAAACAUCCUAUUCAUGCAUCGACGGAUUGCCGCUAAAAGAAAAGAUUUAUGAGUUAUUAGCGGAUUCUGAUGAAUUUUACGAAAAAGAGGAAACGGGCAAUAUAGUAUUUGAAGGUCUAAAAAGUGUAUUAAAAAGUGAAAUUAAAAAUAGCUGGUUCGAUAAUGCUACAAAAAACAAAGCAUUAAAAGUGGUGAGAAAAAUGAAGUAUUGUUUAAGUAGAACUGAUUUUCCCUUAAUUAAAAGAGAGUUGGAAAGAAUUUCGUACAAGUUUAAUAUUGGAUCCCUAGCUCUAGAGAAUUUAAUAAAUUUCAGAAAAGCUCAAACUUUAUAUAAAAUUCAAUUAUCUCAACAAUCUGUGGACGUUAGAAGAAGAAAGAAAAGAAAUAUACACAUUAAUGCUGCUUACGAUAGUGUAUCGAAUUUUUUAUGUGUAACGACAGGAUUUUUUUUCGCACCACUUUUUGAACCAAAGGCACAUUUAAUAUCAUAUUUAUAUGGAAUUAUGGGACAUAAGAUCGGUCACGAACUUUCUCACGCUUUUGAUUUUUCCCGUAUUAUACAAUAUAUGGGGGAUUAUAUUUCUAAUAAUGAACUGAUGAAUUCAACAUUUCUUAAAAAGAAAGAUUGCAUGGUCCGGCAUUUUAACAAUCUCAGGAUUGACGGACAUACAACUUUAAAUGAGAAUGUUGCUGAUACACAAGGAUUAAAAUUGGCAUUUAAAUUGCUUAGAAGAUUAAUUGUUGAUGACGUGGUACAAAAAAAAGAAAUUGAACGUUAUUUCUUUUUGUCUUUUGCAAAUGGUUAUUGUGAGAGUCGUGACACUCCAUUUACUGAUACAAUUCAUUCACCACCUAUGUUACGUGUCAUUGGAACAUUAAUGAAUAUGCCUGAAUUCGCAGAAUUAUAUCAUUGCGAAGAAGGACGAACUAUGAAUCCAAGGGAAAAAUGUGACUUGUGGUCUGUACCAAGUGAACCCAUGGAAAUGUAAAAUGAAAUUUUUUCUUCCAUGUAAACGAAAAAAAGAAAUUUACAUAAAUGUAUGACAUAAUUGAAAAAAUAAACAUAUUUUUUUAACUCAUACGUUUAUAACAAUAAAAAGAAAAUAAA
Molecule: messenger RNA, 2199 nt
Organism: Leptopilina heterotoma
Lineage: Eukaryota; Metazoa; Arthropoda; Insecta; Hymenoptera; Figitidae
Product: neprilysin-21-like
Exons: 18
Coding region: 107-2080 (657 amino acids)
Biological process (GO): protein processing
Cellular component (GO): plasma membrane
Molecular function (GO): metalloendopeptidase activity
Source: RefSeq, a predicted model, not a curated record